Molecule: messenger RNA, 453 nt
Organism: Symbiodinium pilosum
Lineage: Eukaryota; Dinophyceae; Suessiales; Symbiodiniaceae
Source: the annotation of a GenBank genome assembly
AUGGCCUCGGAGCCUUUGGACUCUGAGGCCGUGCCCGAGGUCUAUGAGGACAGCGCUGUGACCUCUGCUCUUCCGACGCACCGGGAAGCUACAUUGCAGGAGGAACAAGGGCCGCAAGAUGAUGCGGUUCUCCCUGCUGCGCUGAAGCGUAUCUUGCAACUGCGUCGGGAGGAGGAUGACCAGAGCGAGGAUGACCUCAGCGGGGGCGGUGAGGGGAACACUGCCACACGGCCAGCUGCCCCCCCAGAGGGCUGGACUGCGCCUCUGCGAGAAUUUUCGGAAGAGGUGAGACGAAUCUCCGUUGAGGCUGCGCGUUGUCAGGGCCAGCUGGAGGUGAGGACGUUUUUCGACCUGCAGGGCUACAAUCUGGAGAGCUUUGCUUCGAAGACUCAACCGGAGCCGGGGGGCCUGUUGCUGAUGUACAUGUUUUACUCGCGGAUUUUCGACAAGGUG